This is a messenger RNA of Xiphophorus hellerii (green swordtail), 6360 nucleotides long. It is a transcript of the gene rfx7b, whose product is annotated as regulatory factor X7b. Gene Ontology annotation, biological process: regulation of transcription by RNA polymerase II. Gene Ontology annotation, molecular function: DNA-binding transcription factor activity, RNA polymerase II-specific; RNA polymerase II cis-regulatory region sequence-specific DNA binding. The record is from RefSeq and is a predicted model, not a curated record. NCBI's taxonomy places the organism in Eukaryota, Metazoa, Chordata, Actinopteri, Cyprinodontiformes, Poeciliidae.
UGCAGGCGUGCUAUUUUGCAGCAGCGGAGACACCUCUGCGAAAUGCCUUUUGUAUGCCCGGCUGGUGUUUUUUCCUUGUUUUUUUUUUUUUUUUUUUUUUUUGGUUUCGUGAGGGGUCCUACCACAGUGUUUUUGUAGCCAUGCUCUGCGCUGGGUCCGGCGGGGCUGUCCUAGCUGACUGAGCCGCUCCGGCAGCGGUGGGUCCGGGUGCAGUGCACAGCCGGGGGAUGAGGCCUACUUGUUAAAGCUCCCCCACCACCCCGCCGUCGCGAUGGCUGAUGAUCAACAACAACCUGGUCAGAAGCCUGCCUCGGGAUUAGGCUCUCUUCCAGCGCUGGUGCCAGGACUCCAAGGGCCCGAGGCCAACGCGUUGCAGUUCAAAAUAAAGAAUUCAAUUUGCAAAUCUGUACAAUCAAAAGUGGACAGCAUAUUGCAAGAUGUUGAGAAGUUUACAGACAUCGAAAAGCUCUACCUCUACCUUAAGUUGCCUUCUGGUCCCAGCAGUGGCAAUGAUAAAAGGACUGGGAAUGAGAGGGGGUCCUCUACUGCUGGAUUAUGUGAUCAGAGUUCCAUGUCGUCGAGCCGUACUCAACAGAUGUAUGCAUUCAACUGGAUACGCAAUCACCUAGAAGAGCACCCGGAGACGUCCCUCCCCAAGCAAGAGGUGUACGACGAAUACAAGAGCUAUUGUGACAAUCUUGGCUACAAUCCACUGAGUGCAGCAGACUUUGGGAAGAUCAUGAAGAAUGUCUUUCCCAACAUGAAGGCCCGUCGUCUGGGCAUGAGGGGAAAAUCCAAAUACUGCUACAGCGGGUUAAGAAAGAAAGCUUUUGUUCACAUGCCAUCCCUACCCAACCUGGAUCUGCAGAAAUCUGGUGACGGGUGUGAGCUGAUGGAGUCAACAGGUCAGUCUCCCAGCGCCGAGGAUGAGAUGAGAUCCGCGGCCUGUGGGCUGGUGUGUGAGUGGGCUCAGAAGGUGCUGAGCCGUCAGUUUGACAGCGUGGAGGACCUGGCUCGCUUCCUGCUCAACAGUCACUACAUUGGUACAAAGUCCAUGGCUGCUCUCACUGUUAUGACUGGAACACCCACAGGAAUGAAGACCCCAACUCCAGCCUCUGCAUUUGUUCCCACUGCUGAGGCAAACUCUUUCCAGCCCCAAGUGAAGACCCUGGCAUCGCCCUCUGUUGACGCAAAGCAGCAACUGCAGCGCAAAAUCCAGAAGAAGCAGCAAGAGCAGAAGCUUCACUCACCACUGCCCAGUGAGACGCAGGUGAAGCGGACAGAGGCCAGUACGCCCGGACCCACCAUCCCCUGUGGCAGUCCUGCUCUGCUGUCCCCUCAGCCAACCAUAGGAAUCGUAGUAGCAGCCGUCCCCAGCCCAGUCCCGGUACAGAGAAACAGGCAGUUGAUGACCUCACCGAGCCCUGUGGGGACAGCGGAAGGAAAAGUGUUGCCUGUAAACUUCCAGGUUGUCACUCAGUCUCUCAAACAGUCUCCCAAGACACCCCAGAAUGUCCCAGCAAGUCCCGUGGGAGACAGACUGGCACGACAUGGCACGCGGUAUGCCCAAAUCCUUCCCAAGCCCUCUGCCACGAGUGCCAUAACCCUGCGCUCCCCACCCACGCUGCUCAUCACCAACAGCCCCAUAAAGACCGUGAUGCCCUCUCCCCACGUCAGCUCUGUCAACGUGGUGAAGAUGACGGCUAUUGCUCUGGCCCCCAGCAGCAGCAGUAACAGCAGUGUGCGACCAGCCUCUGCUGGUGUGAGCGUCGCAGCUGCUUUGGACGAUUCCCAGCUGUCCCAGAGUGGGAAUUCGGCAGCUCCCCAGUCUCCUGCAGUCAAACCUGCUGUAACAUUGACCCCAACCCUCUCUGCGGACGCCAAAGGGUUGUCGGACGCUGGAAGUGACAAUAAUUCCUUGUCUGGGACAGAGAAACAUGUAGGAGGAGCCAAAGAGGAGAAAAUGGUAAAAUUCAGAGCUGCAAGUGAGCCAAGCUUUUUGGUUAAAUGUUCCCCAGGACCAGAGAAAGGGUUGCGGACAAAGAGUGACUCCGCCUCCCCUCCCAGCUCUGCAUCUGGGACUCAGGACAGCAAUAACAGUAACUGCCAUGACAGUACUUUGUACUUGACUGUUGAUAAUCAGAACUUCAAUGGCAACACGCCGUCCAACGGCUCGUCCGCUGUUACUCUCACAUCUAAGGAUGCCUGCCUAGAUGCCAAGAGCCCCAGGAAGCGUGCAGCUGGGGAAUCCCACGUUAUUCCUGUCAAGAGGGUGUUUAUCUCCCAGCAACCGGUUGCUGUCAUUGACAAUCCCAAACCUGGGUUGAACACUGCAAUGAAGAGAAUUCCCAGACCAGGAACCCCUGCGAGACCAGAGAGUGCCCCCUGCAAAGGGAUUGCCAAACACACGGCGUUGGGGCCCACACAGAUCCUUGCACUUACAGACGCACCUCUCACGCACACCGAGGGAACGCAGACUGCCGCAAAACAGCAAGAUUCAAAACACGAGGACCAUUCCAUCGCUGUGGAUCCCUCUGCUGGACCAGCAGGAAGCAACGCGUCCGACCACACGCUACUGCAGCAGAUCACCGGAGACCCUCGUGCCGUUACGGCCAACUCAGGACCACACGAAGCCUCUGUGAGCGAUUUAAAGAGCACAAUAUGGGAGCCUCAGCAGAUACCAGCAGAACACAAACAGGCUCCCACUGACCAGCUCUCCAUGAUGGCUCAACCGUCCGAUGCCUCGGGCCAGCUCACCCUCACGCAGAUGGUCGACUUUGCCAGUUCUCAGCCGAACAUGGACUACUUCUCGUUCAACGAUGACGACAUGACGCAGGAUAGCAUUGUGGAAGAGCUGGUCCAGAUGGAGGAGCAGAUGAAACUGAAGGGCCUCUUUGGGAACUGUGUUGACGUGUCCGGGUUGCAAGGUCAGUCGGCCGGCGGUCAGGGCUCUAUCCUCGCCGCCCAUCAAACCAGUUCGACCUUCUACCACUCGACUCACAGCAGCACCACCCCGGUUCAGACCCCCCCGACUCCGACACCCACCCCGACGCCAACUCCCACUUCUGAGAUGACGCUCGCGCACAGCCUGACCCGAGAGAGCCCCUGCUCCCGAAUGGCUCCCGUCACCCCAAUAGAUGGAGCAAUGGGCCGGCACACCCCAAUUAGCACGCCGCUGUCCAACUGCAGCAGCAGCGUGCCGCCGAGCCCCGUGGAGUGCAGGAACCCUUUUGCUUUCACUCCCAUAAAUUCGAGCAUCACGGGAUAUCAUGAUGCGAGCAUCGUCUCCAGCAGCCCUGUCAAACCCAUGCAAAGGCCCAUGGCGACGCACCCUGACAAGGCCAAGCUGGAGUGGAUCAACAACCGUUACAACAGUAACUCUGCCGGACCUCUGUCUAACCACAGCAUCGGCAUUCUGCCAAGCUACCAAGACCUGGUGGACGAUCAGUUUCGCAAACCUCACGCAUUUGCAAUUCCUGGCCAGUCGUUCCAGUCUCAGGCGAGCCAGGACAGCGCUCACUUUGGACGCAUUACUCCAAUUUCUCCAGUGCAGCAGCAGCAGGCAAGUGGUGUAACGACUCCCACCAAGCAGGAGAGUUUUGCCGUACCUGCACCGCUAGAUAACAAGGCUUCCGCCUCAACUGCGUCCAACACUUUCCGUUGCCGCAGCGUUAGUCCCGCUGUGCGGCAGAGGAACUUCAGCGGUAAUACCAACCCUCCAGCCACCACCACGAGCACCACAACAACGACUCAAGCCGUGGUCUCGCCCUUUAACUCCCCCAUAACCUCAGAGGUGCUCAGCAUCCUGUCCAACAGCCAGACUGUCAGCUCUGUGCACAGCAUGGUGCAGCGCAGCCAGUCCGUACCUCUGAACAUCAUGAUGCAGAGCGAGAUGCUGCCUGUGCAGGGUCAGAGUAACACCGCCAAGAUCACCAGCGUCCUCCUCAGCAAGAUGGAAGCAGACGGAGACGACUCCGUCCGUGGUCUGGGCAUCAACAACCUCCCCUCUAAUUACACGGCCCGCAUGAACCUCACCCAGAUUCUAGAGACGGCUCCGAGCUUCUCGGGAGGAACCGCAUCCCAGAAUCAACUGCCCGUCAACUCCAGCCCUGCUGCCUUCGAGCUCCAGCAGCAUGGCUACCUCACAGCUGGGGACACUCAAGCACAAGCAGGUCCCAGUGAGCAAGACCAGCACCAGCAGCAGCAGCAGCUCCGAGAAGAUCCCGCGCAGACACAACCGCAGCUUCUCCUCCAGAGCACACAGCAGCAGCAGCAGCAGGAGGCGGAGGAUGAACAGCAGCAACUCGAUUUCAACAACACUGUCAAGGACUUGCUGGGCGAGGACGGACUCAAUCCCAGCUCCCAACUGGUGGGUCAGGUCGCCUCAGAGCUCAACGCAGUGGCGUCCGACUUCUCCAAUGACAUCAGACUGACCUCAGAUCUGUCCAGUAGCAUCACUGACCUUAACACGUUGGACGCCAACUUGCUGUUUGACCCCAAUCAGCAGCAGGAGCAGUACGAAGACUCGACACUGGAAGAACUAAAGAACGACCCACUUUUCCAGCAGAUAUGCAGUGAUACUGUGAAUUCUGGUUUUGAGUGGCUAGAGAGCAAAGACCAGCCUACUACCGUGGAGAUGCUGGGUUAACGUUCUCUUCUACUCUGUAUGAUUUAUGUUCUCUGUUUGUUCAGUUUGGUGCACAUGUAAUAUAUCUGUUUUUAACCCAUAGUUUGUCGGAGUUUGUCUGGACUUUGGCCGUUUGUUCUGUUCAAAGUGCCAUGCUUACCAGAGCAAUCUCCCGCCACCUUUCUUCCCUCACUCAUCAUUUGUCAACAAUAUUUCAGUAUUUUGCUCACUUUUCUCCCUCAUCUGAGUCUAAAAUGUUAGCAUUUCAAGAGAAGGGUGCGAACACUCUGUGGCAGCAUGCACCAACUAACAAAGAGCAGAUAUGUGCGUUUUGAAGGGUAAUCUUUAUUAAUGCAAUAUUUAUACUUUACGAACAACAAAGGAAUAGGAAAUGCUUUGCAAAUCUGGCACACGAGACUUCACCGAAAAAGAAAAACAUAUUCUCCUUUUAACGUGUGCAGUUCAAGUUCAACCAAAUGGAGACAAUAUUGGUUAUCGUGGUAUAUGCACACAAAAGUUGUUGUACGUUUGCCUGCCAUAUCAAAAAAAUAUAAAAAGGACAGCAUCUUAAGCUGCCAGGUGCUGAAUUUCUGACAUAAUCUUUAUACUUUUAUCAUAAACCAACAUCAGUGAAAAACUGAUUCAUGUGUGAAACCUCUCAAAGCCUAUACUUCAUGUACUGUUUAUUAUCUUCAAAAAAAGGGAGUUUGUGGGUUAUUAGGGAGAAGAUGGAGAUGCAGGCCACUUUGUGGAGUAUUUAUUGAAAAAAUUCAACAACUUGGCUGCCUUAUUCCCAAAGUUUAAGGCCUUACGCCAUUGUUAGAUGAACUGUAUAUAGUAUAAUGUUAAGAUAUCCAGAGCUUCAUCCUUUCAUGGCAGCUGUUACUCUCAUGUUUUAAGUUCCUUUCUCUGUUCUUGCUUUGCAUUGUUACAAGAUAGACGGGUGCUGCUCAUUUCCAUUUUUCAUAAGUCUUUUUUUAGAUGUUUCUUGGGAAUGAAAUGGAGCUGUUGGUGGCAUUUUGUACCAGCCAUGGUACCAAUUUGUACCUGGUAGGAGGGCAUUUCAUACCCAAUUUGACAACUGAAGAGUUGAAGUGAUUUUCCAUGAUCUCCUUAUAGUUUGUAUUUGGUUAUGUAACAGCGAAAAAUACUAUUGCUUAAGCUGCGUUUCAGUAUGCCACCCUGAACCUUUUCCUACCUGGAACCUUUUAUAUUACCCUGGCCGUAUGUGGGGUGCAAUGGGUGUUGUAAGGUGCAAAACCGUGUUGUUUAUCUAAAUGACGUCCAGAAUGGCUGAAAUGUAACAAUUUAAAAGCUCCUUUUGACUUCAGGAACAUUUUUGAGGAGUCAGUGUUGUUUUCUGGGCCCAUUUUAAAGCUAUUUCAAAACGAUCCAUCUUGCCACGGGACUAUUUUAGUGUUUUAGCCCUUUUAAGCUAUAAUGCAAAAAUAAAGACAGCUACAAACCUUCUGGAAGAUUAACACAUUUCAAUUUAAGUAAUGAGGCGUUGCUAAAGGCCAUCUACAACAUGUUUCUCAGGCUUAAAUUAUUAAGUUUCUAUGAAAUUUAAAAUUUUAUAUUUAAAGUGAUUUUAAUAUAGCUUUAGUUUCAACACUUGCAAAAAUUACUGAAAAUCAGCAGAAAUAAAAGUUCCUGUUGCUAUUAUUUUUGCAACAGGAGCGCCUGUUUCACAUUCAGCUUCUGAAUAAGAUCUUGGUCAACAGUGGGACAUU